Nilaparvata lugens (brown planthopper) is the source of this 2377-nucleotide messenger RNA. RefSeq lists its product as uncharacterized. The transcript is spliced from 2 exons. NCBI's taxonomy places the organism in Eukaryota, Metazoa, Arthropoda, Insecta, Hemiptera, Delphacidae. The record is from RefSeq and is a predicted model, not a curated record. Bases 526 to 954 code for a protein of 142 amino acids.
AUACUUCUCAACUUUUCCGCUGAAACGUACCUACCGUGUGUGAUAACUUGUCUAUACUGUACACUUUGAAACUGUUUAAUAGCUUACAUAAAAGUGGACAAAACCUUAGGUUUGACAAUUAAAUCUUCUUAGAAACAGUGUGAACUUUCUUUCAACUUUGAAACAUCUAAAUUACUUCACUACCUUCAAUUUACUUUGAAGUAUCUGCAGUGUAAACUUUCUUCCAACUCCGUUUGAAACAUCUGAAUCACUUCACUUUGAAAAAUCCACAGUGUGAACUCUCCUUUAUUUCAACUUCGUAACAAGACUGUUCCAGUGCCAUAUAGAUAGACUUGCUUCACGGAGGUAGUAGAUUCCAGCAAAGUAUUUGAUAAAGUAAAAGUGUCUCUAGUAUAGCGUAACGUGUGUUAGUGUGAUCUGAAUUGGAAUUGAUUACGUCAUCGUCUCUCUCUCUGAAGGAGUAAACGACCGCUUUGUCUUCGUUUACACGGAAGUGAAUAAUCCAGCUGCAAGCAAACAGCCACCAUGAUAUCCUCAGCCGUGCUCCCACUUUUUGCUCUCGCCUUCCAGCUGACAUCAGCACAAUUCUUCGGCCACCAGCUGGCUCAACCUCAGUCACUGUCGUUCGCCAUCCAACCGCCACCCCUGCAGCCCGCCCCGGGCGCAGCCUUUUUCGACGCCGCCCCCUCGGCUGGUGGCCCCCUGGGCGCGCCCCUGAGACGCGACUACUCCCACAGGGCCGUUGUCCUGAAUGCAGAGAGGGAAGCUCAGUUGCCAGCUAACCUUCUGAACCCCUUCUAUAAGAACCCGAGGAUCGCCGAGGCUCUAGCUAAGGAGAGCUGGUUCACUAACGAGGAGAUGCACGUCACCGACAGAGAGGCUGAGAAGAUUCCCCGCCAGAAAAUUUACUCGGUGCUCAAGAACGCCGGUUUUGUUAACAGAAGGAGGAGGUAAACUCCAGUUAGUGAAUCCUGGGUUUGUUGACAGGGGAUGAGGUGAACCUUGCCUUGUUAACGAUGGGUUUGUUAAUAUGCGAUGGACUUAAACUCUGGUUUGUUAACGACUGGUUUAUCAACAGCCCAAGGAGGUAAACUCUGGUUAGUUUACACCGGUUGUGUUAACAGACAAAAGAAUAAUUCAUAAAAAACUUAUGACCCCUGUUGCACAAAAGCCUGAUAAAGUUCAACUCUGAUUAAAUGUCACGAUAACCAAUCAGAUAAAACUUCUUCUCUGAUUGGUUCUCGUGACAUUUAAUCAGUUUAAUUGUGAUUAAAUGUCACGAUAACCAAUCAGAUAAAACUUCUUUUCAGAAAAUUCUUCUCUGAUUGGUUCUCAUGACAACAUUCAAUCCCAAUCAAACUUUAUCAAGCUUUUUUUCAGUGACGAAAGAAAAAACUUCCUUCUAGACUUCUCAAAAGUCGGAGAUUAUUAGAAAUGUUGGACUUCCAUCUUGAUCUAGAGUGAGAAAUCUAGAUUUUCUCACAUAGCUUAAUUCACGAGUGAUCAUUGAAAUUGUUUUCCAGUAAAGUGGAUAAAAUAGGGAUAUUUCAUUAAGAAUUGAUGUGGAAAUUUCAAAAUUUGAUAGAGUUUUCACAUAGAAUAAUUUUCAACAAUGUGAAUUAUUGUUAGGAAAAAAAAGUUUUGUGACUUUUGUGUCGCAUAAUAAAUCUGUCAAACUUUUGAAUAAAGAAGGUUGUUACUAUGUUUAAGCACAGACAACAGGGUUGUUGCUAUGGUUUAAGUGUACAGUGAUGAAAGACAAUGCUAAUUUAAAAGUAAAAGAACAAAAUUUAAAGUGAGUAACAAAAUCUCAUGUAUCUCAUUCAGAGGGACACUAGAUGUCCCACAACCAAACCAACAUUAAUGAAAUUCAUGAAUACCUUUAGAAAACCUUCAAAUUUCAUUCAAGAUGACGUUGGAAUUUGAAACUUAUUCAGUAAUAAGAAUGUACUUAUUUCUAGAUAAAUAUAAUAUUGAAUUACAUUAUUCAACAUAAUGUUGGAUUACAUUCAACAUACACAUAUUAUGUAUGUUGGUGAACUAUGAAUCAGUUUCCAUUAAAUGCCUAGAUAUCGAAUUGUUGAUGGAUAUCUGUCAAAAUUCAAUAGUGUAUAACGGAAUAAUGCAAUAAUUGUUAUUUAUAAAACUAGUCUAGUUUAUUUUAGUAAUGAUGUAAAUAGUGAUAACAUAAUGUUAAUGUAUGUAAAUAGAAUGUAAAACUUGUCUGUAGAUAAAUGCUUGCCAAUCAAGUUACGAUUUUCAUACAGGUUUAAUAUUAAUUAAAAUGUCAUGAUGUUUUUUGUUGAAGAAUUCUUCUGUAAAUAUUUUUAAUUUGGAAAAUUUUGUUACAGAAAUAAAAUAUUGUUUUUAUUGUGUA